Messenger RNA from Cornus florida, 1246 nucleotides. Its product is annotated as protein TIC 22, chloroplastic. The transcript has 8 exons. Bases 75 to 947 code for a protein of 290 amino acids. Gene Ontology annotation, cellular component: chloroplast. The record is from RefSeq and is a predicted model, not a curated record. Gene Ontology annotation, biological process: protein transport. Lineage: Eukaryota; Viridiplantae; Streptophyta; Magnoliopsida; Cornales; Cornaceae.
CAGUCCUCAGACUUACAUCGGUGUCGAAACGAAGCACCGUUUCAUCUCUCUUCUUUCUCUCUCCUGGCAGUGCCAUGGAGUUCCCAAAACCCUCGUUAGGCCCCCCCAAUCAUCUCCUCUCUCUCUCAUCCUUCAUCCGCCAACAAUGCCACCGACUGGGUGCCGAACUCGCGAGUCGACUCGAAGAAACCAAGCGAUUCGCCGGACACCUCGCCGCUAACUGGCCUCCACCGCCGCAGAAGCGUUCACGUCCGGUGGUACCGUCUUAUUCUUCGUUACCUUUUGCAUCGGUGUCGCAGCAGGAGUCUCGUCAGGGCAAGCAUGCUUUUGAUACUGCUCUGAGCUCCGACCAUGUCGCCAAAACCCUCGCCGGAACGGCCGUUUACACCGUCAGCAACUCCAAUAAUGAGUUCGUGCUCGUCUCCGAUCCCAAUAGCCUCAAAUCCAUUGGCUUGCUUUGCUUCCGCCAGGAAGACGCCGAAGCCUUUCUCGCUCAAGUUCGGUUGCGGAAGAGGGAGCUGAGAAGUGGGGCUAGGGUUGUUCCCAUUACACUUGAUCAGGUCUACAUGUUGAAAGUUGAAGGAAUUGCAUUCCGGUUUUUGCCUGAUCCUGUUCAAAUAAAGAAUGCUUUAGAGCUGAAAGCUUCGGAUAUCAAAAGUGGGUUUGAUGGAGUUCCAGUCUUCCAGUCGGACCUACUGGUUGUGAAGAAGAAAAAUAAACGUUACUGUCCAAUUUAUUUCCGAAAGGAAGACAUAGAGAAAGAACUGUCGGCAGUCUCUAAGGCAUCCAGAGUACCUGGGGUUUCUCAACACAUUAUGGUGGGAAGUUUGGAAGAUGUUUUGAAGAAAAUGGAGAUCAGUGAGAAGAACUCGGGCUGGGAAGAUAUGAUUUUCAUUCCACCUGGUAAAAGCCACUUUCAACACAUUAGUGAAUUGGCAAAAGCAUGAUAGAUUAGAUGUGGAAUAAUCUCUACUGACCACAUGAGAGUUUGUAGAAGCAGGCACACACAUUUCAUCUUUACAGGAUCCUAUCGUAGCAGGUCAGCCGUCAUAUCUAAUUAGGAAAUCUCUCUCUCUCUCUCUAUCUCUCUCUCUGUCUCUGAUAUUGGUUUCGAUAGCUCAAAGAUACAGAGAAUAAAUGCAUUAUUGGUUUAAAAUGAAUAACAGAACAACUAACAUGUGAUAAAAUGCCAACUUGGACACUUGGGAAACAUAUAUAUUGUAUAUUUACAGUGUCAUUGUUUUAA